This is a messenger RNA of Thecamonas trahens ATCC 50062, 3220 nucleotides long. RefSeq lists its product as uncharacterized. Bases 1 to 3180 code for a protein of 1059 amino acids. Lineage: Eukaryota; Apusomonadida; Apusomonadidae. The transcript has 2 exons. The record is from RefSeq and is a predicted model, not a curated record.
AUGAGCUCUGGCCGACGGGAUGUGUUUGAAGGACUUACCUUCCACUGCCAUGCUGGGCCUGGCAAUGACGAUGCGCUGGCGGUGAGCCAGCUUGUCCGGGCGUAUGUGGUGCUGGGCGGCGGCGAGUGGGCGGCAACACUCUCGCCUUCAGUUAGCCAUGUGGUAGCCAGUGACAAGUCAUACUCUGUUCCGCAGGCACUCAAAGACUCGAUUGCGCUCGUCUCGCCGUCAUGGGUCAUCGAGGCAGUUCGCUCGGGAUCGCUUCCACCGCUGGGUCAAGCUGCUUCGGUCGACCGCUAUUUGAAAGUCUCGAGCUAUCAUGCUGCUGCUGCGGGCGAGCUCCUGAUCUCGCUGCAGAACGAGGUGGCCAAGGGCGCGACGGUGGCUGGGACGAAUCAGUCGCUGGCGCUGAUGCUGAACAACAUCCAGUUUUGCACCUCGCAGGUUCCACGCAAAGUGCGGCAGGGACUGGUCAAGCUGAUAGAGGCGCUUGGCGGGCAAUACGAUGGGAUGCUGACGGCGGACACGCAGGUGCUGCUCAUCCACCGGCCGAUGGGUGCCAAGUACAAGUUUGCCAAGGAGAACGGCAUACCGAUGCUGAUGGUUGAGUGGCUGCUGGACUCUGUGGCGGCGCACACGCUUCUCCCGCUGCACGGGUACGUGGUGGCGGCGUCGCUGGCAGAGCUGCUCGACUCGCAGAAGCUCUCGCUAGCGCGGAUGAUCCAGUCGCAGCUGGCGUCGUCGAUGACGCUCACACCGCAGUCGACAGGCAAGUCUGGAACGCAGGCGUCGUCGUUGUUUUCGGUCGACUCGACGUUCUCCGACGUGACGCUCCUGCUUGCGGGGACGACGUUUUGCCUUACAGAGGACGACGAGGCCGAGCGUGCGUCGUACGCCGAGUCACUGGAGACGAUGGGUGCCCGGGUGCUUGCCGAGUACUCGCCGUCUGCAACGCACCUGCUCUGUGUGGCUCAGUCGUCACCCGAGUACCAGCGCGCGGUGGCGGACGGCCUGACGAUUGUGACCAAGUUCUGGGUCCACGACUGCUCGCAGGUAUGGCAGAUGCUGCCGCCCACACUUAAGCCGCUGUACUAUCCUGUUGUCUCACACGACGCCAUUCCCAACGCUGGCAAUCUGCGGAUUGCCAUCACACGGUACGCCGGCGACCUGCGCAAGGACGUCCGCGACAUGAUCGUGGCGAUCGGGGCGAAGUACACGUCGGAGCUCUCGGCGGACCACACGCAUCUCAUUGCGGCUGAGCCUGUGGGCGAAAAGUACACGUCGGCCGUCAGCUGGGGCGUCACAGUCGUCUCGCACUUUUGGAUCGAGAAGGUCUUUUCUAGCUGGACGCUCGUCGACACGGCGCCGUAUACGACGCUCGACCAGAGCGUGCUUGACGACAUUGAGCGAAAGACCAUUAGCAACUUUUCGUCGCAAGUCGAGAACGAGGAUCCAGACGCGGCUGUGCCCGAGGUGCCGGAGCCAAUGCCGGAGCCAAUGGAUGUGGCCGCUGACGGCACCGCCUCGACGGGCCCGCCAUCUGUCCGCGCGGCGCUCUCACUCGCCCCGUACCCGACACUGGCAUCUGGCUACUCGACGACCGAGCCGACGUCAAGCGGGCCGGUUAGCGCCGACCAGCGCGCUGCUACCAGAACUGUUUCUGGUGCGCUUGCUGCCGAGGCUGUCGUGGCAAAGAGAAAGGAGGGUGGCGAAGCGGCCUCUGAGAUUGACGAAGAGGCUGCAGCGGCUGCCAAGGCCAAGGAGGAGGCCGAGGCUGCAGCGGCUGCCAAGGCCAAGGAGGAGGCCGAGGCUGCAGCGGCUGCCAAGGCCAAGGAGGAGGCCGAGGCUGCAGCGGCUGCCAAGGCCAAGGAGGAGGCCGAAGCUGCAGCGGCUGUCAAGGCCAAGGAGGAGGCCGAGGCUGCAGCGGCUGCCAAGGCCAAGGAGGACGCCGAGGCUGCAGCGGCUGCCAAGGCCAAGAAGGAGGCUGCCGCAAAGGCCAAGCAGGAGGCUGCAGCGGCUGCCAAGGCCAAGCAGGAGGCUGCAGCGGCCACAAAGGCCAAGAAGGAGGCUGCCGCAAAGGCCAAGGAGGAGGCUGCAGCGGACUCUAAGGCCAAGAAAGAAGCCGCCGCCAAGGCCAAGAAAGAGGCUGCAGCGGCCGCCAAGGCCAAGAAAGAAGCCGCCGCCAAGGCCAAGAAAGAGGCUGCAGCGGCCGCCAAGGCCAAGAAAGAAGCCGCCGCCAAGGCCAAGAAAGAGGCUGCAGCGGCCGCCAAGGCCAAGGAGGCUGCAGCGGUCGCCAAGGCCAAGAAAGCGACACCCGCCAAGAGCGAGGAGACCGAAGCAUCCUCCAAGGCCGAAGGAGCCGCCUCGCCAUCAACCAACCCGCCGCCUCCAUCAUUCUCCACCCUGCCGUCGCUCGACGCCAAGCGCGCGCCGUCGCUACUGGAGCGCAAGGCGUCGGCGCAGGCAAACAAGCUCACCGCGCUCGGCGCGUCGGUCAUUCCGCCGACCCAUGACUACGACGCAACAGCCACCCACAUUGUCCUGCCCAAGAUCGCCACUACCGCCAAGUUCCUCUCCGGCCUUGCUGCCGGUGUGUGGAUGAUCAAGCCGUCGUACAUUGCCGCCUCGGUUUCCGCCGGAGAGCUCCUCACCGACUUUGUCGACUACGAGUACGCCGGCAACGCCGUCGUCCGCGCCUCAGGCAUCUGGCGCGGCGCGCCGGCAUACUGGCGCAAGCAUCGCCAGGACGGCGAGCCCGGCCCGUUUGUUGGCAUGUCGGUCAUCAUUCUCGGCGGUUGCCUCCCGCGCUCGGUCAUCGAGGCCGGCGGCGGCUCGGUCCUCGCUGUCACGACCCCGGUCUCAGCCCGCACCCGCAGCGCUGCCUCGAUCGCCAUCGUCGCUCCCGACGUCGCCACCAAGUCGCCCGACCUCAUCCCGCACCUCUACAGCCUCGUUGACGCCGGCAUCCCGCUCGUCUCCAAGUCGUACUUUGUCGAUCUCCUCUGCUCCAAGAAUAACGUCGACGCCGCAAAGUACUUUAUCGAGCUCGACGCGGCACCGCCCACACCCGGCAAGCGCAAGCGUUCCGCGACUGGCGCCACAGCCGCCAACCCGCGCGCAUCCAAGCGCGCGAAGAGCUCCACACCCGCUCGCCGCACCUCGCGCUCGCGGCGGCAGUGAUCGCGCCCAUGCUGUGCAACCUAAACUGAGAAUAUGCCAA